GUGACCAAGUAGGAAAUAAGCAAAAGUCACGGCGGGAUGAUUAGAUUCGAGUGUCAUAAGUGCGAAUUUAUAGGGUGCCUUCUGAUUGGCUGCACAGCAGGACCAUCGCCAUGGAGUCAUCUUGUGAUGUCAUCAACCAAGUUAACCUUAGGGCCAGAAAUGACAGUUUUUUCAGUUGUGGCUUUGCAGUCAGAAGAGAAGGAGCAUUUUUCAGUUUUGGCUUUGCAGUCAGAAGAGAAGGAGAAUUUUCAGUUUUGGAUUUGCAGUCAGAAGAGAAGGAGAAUUUUCUUUGGAGAAUAUUUUAUUGGUUUUAGGGCGACGCAAGACAUGGGAAAUUACAUCUCUACGUUCGUAGACCCCAUCGUUGGCCUUAGAAGGAGAAGAUUUCAGGCUCCAUCAAAAUCUUCUCAAAAACAUCCAGCGAGACAUCGCAGCAGCGCUCAAAAGCAGAAUUUGGGUUGGCCGGACCAACGGCGGGGAGCCAAAGAGAUGGAUAGAGCCCGGAUACCAAUGGACCACAGGCGAGACCAUCUUAUUCCAGUCCUCUACCUGAGAGGGAAAGACCUCGGCGUCAGGAGCCGGUUCCUCCAUCAGCCUUCGAAACUCAUGGUGAUACAGAAGUACUUGAGAAUGGAAAGGUUAGGUUUUUCCUAA
Xenopus laevis (African clawed frog) is the source of this 654-nucleotide messenger RNA. RefSeq lists its product as uncharacterized. Bases 37 to 654 code for a protein of 205 amino acids. The record is from RefSeq and is a predicted model, not a curated record. Lineage: Eukaryota; Metazoa; Chordata; Amphibia; Anura; Pipidae. The transcript has 5 exons.